GACGUUGCAUUUUAAUGUAAAUUCCUAAUUUUCUCUUUUGCUGGAAGAGAAAUUUACCACAAUAGAUCAAAUAAGGCUAUGUUUAUAUUAAGCAAAACAUUACUCAUUAGCUAGACAGCAAAAGACAGAAAUAUACUUUAUGGCUUAGCCAUAGCAGGCAUCAAACCCCGAAUACCUUUCAAGUGCACUUCACAGCUUCUACCUCUGUGCCUACUUCCUGGACAACAUGGAACUUGACUCUGAACCUACACCCAGUGCAAUUUAUACUACACAGGAUGCACUAUGGGUGUUCAAAGACUAAAACCUGAUGUGAUAUCCAAACUUCAUCAGUUAAACAAAAAAGUAGAACUAAUAAAGAAGCAAGAAACUAUUGACAAGGCAUUGAAGAAGGCUAAACUUGCUUCACUAGAAAAUGAAAUAAAGCAGAUUGGUGGUCUGAGUGUUUACCAGACUGUUUCUAAAACAAGAGAGCAUUUUCAUGGAAAUGUCAACAGCUCUAAGUGGAUUAUCAGCUCGCUAAAGACAUUCGCUUCGAAGUCAGAAGUUAAGCUGAGACUUCUUGAUGUCGGUGCCUUGAGCAUGAACUAUGAAAAUCAAGCUAGUUGGCUACAAUGUACCUACAUUGAUCUUAACCCUCAGAAGAAAGGCAUUCUAAAAAGUGAUUUCCUAAAGUUCAAGAGUGGUGCUAUGGAAGAAUAUGAUAUCAUUGUGCUGAGUUUGGUGCUAAACUUUCCUGGGGAUGCCCAAGUUCGAGGUCAGAUGUUGGUGAAAGCGACAGAGUUGUGCAAGACUUGUGGAUAUAUAUUUGUUGUGCUUCCCCUAGCCUGUUUGAGUAACUCGCGGUAUCUAACUCACGACAACUUUCAUGUGAUGAUGGAGUCCCUGGGACACAGUCUGAUUGCCUCACACAAUAGCACGAAACUUUCUCACAAGGCCUUCAGAAAGAAAUCCAGGUUGCCUGAGAAAUGUGAUUUUCCAAAGAAGGUGGUGCAACCUGGUGGCAACAAAAAUAACUUUUGCAUAGUCCUGCAGACGUAACAUGAGUGGAUAAUUGUAGUGGAGUCUGGCUGACAUCUCGGUGACAUAUAGCUAAUUCUGUUCAUGCUGUGUUAACAAUGUAAAACAAUUACCCUCGGAUAUUUAAGAUCUAUGUUACCUACUUAAACAUUGUUUCUGUUUUAUUGUGGGCAUUUUAAUUUGGCAGAAUUAAAUUAUUGAUAAAUUGUACACUAUCAAGGGGGUCUGGUAUAAUAACAUUUAAGUUGUCAUACUCAAUUUGUCGGUCAGUUCAUCUGUCAGAGUUAGCAUUGAACUGCAUACUUCUCUGAAUAUGAAUCCCUUUUGGUGGAUGUUGGAUCCACUUGUACAUAUGUUAAUAAUUGAGGAUAAAUACAUACCUUACUCGUUUUCUAAGGCAUGGUGUAUUUUUAAUGUUAUUCAGCAAGUAUGUUAUCUUUUGAGUGUACUUUUUUUGUACAAACAGCUUUGUGUGCGCAAGUGUGAUUGCGUGAAUUGUAUUUGUAAAGAGAUAGAUGUGUGUAAAUUUCGUUUUUUGGUGCAUAGACUGUUUAGUGCUAUUCGGCUGGAAUCAUUGAGUGGCACAUAUACUGUGAUGAUUAGUAAUCCUCUUCCUUGAUUUUACUUCCAAUAAUCUUAAACUGGCAAUCAUCUUUAUUAUCCAUGUUUUGUAUGCAACGAAAGUACAAAGUGGAUUUUAAUAGGUUCAGGAGAUAUUGACAUAGAUUUCGAUAUAAGAUCAAUAAUGUAUUGCUAUUACAUUAUUGAUCUUAUAUCGAAAUCUACGUCAAUAUCUCCUGAACCUAUUAAAAUAUAAGGCUGUCUUGGCGCGCGAUCAACUUCGCUCCAGUUGUUACUUUUAUCCGCGAUAGAUGGCGCAAUUAAUUACAGAUUCUAGCGUAUAGAUAAACUAUAAUAAUGUAAUAAUACUACCUUAUAUAUAUAUAUAUAUAUACACCUUGAUCUGUAUGGCAUAUAAUGUAUGUGUAGACAUAACAUAAGCGCGGGUGCACAUUUGUAUGUACUGGUCAUUUGUUCAUACACGGCUUUCUUAUCGUGAUGUGUGUGUCGUUCAAUAAAGCAAUAAAAGUUGGAAAAUGUUUAACAAUGCCAA
This is a messenger RNA of Priapulus caudatus, 2131 nucleotides long. Its product is annotated as 25S rRNA (adenine(2142)-N(1))-methyltransferase-like. The coding region runs from base 283 to 1038 and encodes 251 amino acids. Lineage: Eukaryota; Metazoa; Priapulida; Priapulimorpha; Priapulimorphida; Priapulidae. The transcript has 7 exons. Gene Ontology annotation, molecular function: rRNA (adenine) methyltransferase activity. Gene Ontology annotation, cellular component: nucleolus. The record is from RefSeq and is a predicted model, not a curated record.